AGCCCACAAAUUUGAAGAUAGAGAGGCAGAGAGCCUACCGCAAUGGCGAGCCCCAUCUCAACUCUAUCCAUUCCCAAAGUUUCAAGCAGCCCUCACCUUCUCCCUUCACUCCCAAAACCAAGCAAACCCAUAAGAUUCUCUUCAGAGCCCGAGGCCUCAACUUCAUCAUCUUCUUCCUCCUCCUCUUUUGGAUCGAUUUCUUUCAACAGGAGGAGGUUAUUUGAAGUGGGUGUUGGGAUUUUGGCAUCCUCAGUUGGGAUUUCCGAUGCUAAGGCAACUAGAAUAGAGUAUUAUGCCACUGUUGGAGAGCCAUUGUGUGAUAUGAACUUUGUGAAGUCUGGUCUUGGAUACUGUGAUGUGGCAAUUGGGAGUGGAGUGCAGCCCCCACCUGGUGAACUCAUCAAUAUCCACUAUACUGCCAGAUUUGCUGAUGGAACAGUAUUUGAUAGUAGCUAUAAACGUGGGAGGCCACUAACGUUACGAAUUGGCAGGGGAAAGGUCUUACCGGGACUGGAUCAGGGUAUUUUAGGGGGUGGUGGUGUUCCUCCAAUGCUUGUUGGUGGGAAGCGGAAGCUUAUGAUACCUCCAUUGUUAGCAUAUGGACCUGAACCUGCAGGAUGCUUUUCAGGUGACUGCAAUAUUCCUGCUAACGCAACUCUCCUGUAUGACAUUCUUUUUGUCGGAGUUUACAAGUGAAGAGUACUCAUGGUGGAUCCUGCACUUAUUUAAGGCCUGGUGGUUGACGUGACCGCAGAAAAAAGAGAAAUUCUGAUGUGGCUCCUGCAGGGAAUUUUGUGGGACAUGAGCAUCAAGUCUUUCCAAGAUUAAGAUGCCGAGUAAUUAUUGGAGCAAGUUGAUUAGCAGUGCACCUUGGUCUUUUCCUUUGUAGCAUCCUAGAUUGUGAUAUUUGUAUUAUGCACGUAUAAAUGUAAGUUAUCCUCCUAUAUUGAUGCAUGUAUAUGUACUGAU
Messenger RNA from Asparagus officinalis (garden asparagus), 969 nucleotides. Its product is annotated as photosynthetic NDH subunit of lumenal location 4, chloroplastic. Gene Ontology annotation, cellular component: chloroplast. Gene Ontology annotation, molecular function: peptidyl-prolyl cis-trans isomerase activity. NCBI's taxonomy places the organism in Eukaryota, Viridiplantae, Streptophyta, Magnoliopsida, Asparagales, Asparagaceae. The transcript is spliced from 6 exons. The coding region runs from base 43 to 696 and encodes 217 amino acids. The record is from RefSeq and is a predicted model, not a curated record.